GGCUCGCCGAGCGCCCACAACUCCAACUGGGUUACCACACACCGCGACAAGGCAACACCGGAAGCACCGUUAUUGUCACAGUCAACGGGGAGCGUCUUCCUUGUUUGUCAAGGGAAAGGCUGUAUCGAGAGAAUGUGCGACUACUCGAACUUGCCACGAGGAGAUCGAAGGAUAACGGAUCGUUCCAAGACGAAGUUAGGAUAUAGAAACACGAUGGUGAUAGAGGUCCACAAGGGAGCAAAUACCCAAGUGCAGGAAUUGGAUAAGCUUGGGCAGCAAUCCCAGAGGGAAGGAACGGACAACGAGGACACGAUGAACCAGGCGCAAAAUGCGGAUUGGAGGCGAGUGACCGGUGUAGCUUCGACACAAUACGGACUUUAUCGUCAAGAGUCGUAUCGACGGAACGUUGUUCUUCAAGAAGAAGGAGUCACCCUCCUGCAGCGCGUGGGCCCUCAAUGCUAUGAUCGAAUGUGGGAAGUGAGGAGAGAGGUCAACGAAGGGCUGGCACUCUAUAAGCGAAUACAAGAAAGCGAUGCAAAGGUGCACGAGACAGUAAGGAGGCCUAGGGUGUUUCGUUUCGGGAUUUGGAAUGCGCAAGGACAGAGAACUGCAACCAUUAGCCAGGACACCCGGCAAGAAAAUAGCUCCACCGAGGCGAAAGAAGCAGUCAUGGACUUUCAGAUAUGGUUGAAGGCGUACUUGGAGAAGUGGACAAUCCCUCUGGUGAAAAAGCAAAAGUACAAUGUCACCAGCGACAUUCGUGCGGCCUUUUCCGGUGGUCAGAGGCAUCUCGAUUGGCUCAAGUAUCAGCAUGGGGUGGCCGAAUACAUCUGCAGCGAGUUGCAUUCAGCUUCUUCGGUGUUUAUGGACUACACCACUGAAGAUUACCGGGACGUUGGUGAUGCGGAUUACAGCAUCCUUCUCAACUUUGGCAGUCCGUGUCUCUUGCGCCUUAUUGACUACAAGCUAGACGUGUCGGUGAACCCUUUCGAUACAGUAUUCCUGCUUACAAACAAGGUCACGUAUUCAACACAUUGUCAUCCAGGGGUUGAAGGUGGUCUGGAGAGAUUUGCGAUCAGCUGCUCUAGGCGGAAACAGCUCCAGAACGAGGUCGCUCAGGAACCACAGGCCGCCAAAGAGGAGAUCACACGUCGAGCGUUGGAGGCCAUAGAGCGAAGGUCCGGGACAAGAAGAGUUGAGGAUGGCAGCAACAGCAAUAACGAGGAAAGCAAGGAGGCCAAGAGCGAGUCGCCGUCGAUGAGCGAGGACGAGGAGGACCAGAAAGGAAAGAAAAGGCAGCGUGGUUUGCAGGUCAAGAGGCUGCCGUGAUAGUUGAGCCGGGUCAAAUUGACCAACAGAACCCUCUCG
Messenger RNA from Acaromyces ingoldii, 1368 nucleotides. RefSeq lists its product as hypothetical. The transcript is spliced from 2 exons. NCBI's taxonomy places the organism in Eukaryota, Fungi, Basidiomycota, Exobasidiomycetes, Exobasidiales, Cryptobasidiaceae. Bases 133 to 1329 code for a protein of 398 amino acids. The record is from RefSeq and is a predicted model, not a curated record.